ACUGAUCCCACGGCUGGCUUUGUGGUGGCACCUCAGUUGUAACCAAGCAACGGAACGUAGUACAUUCCAACUGAGCCCAGCGACAUCGCGUUACUUGACCUUUCUUGCACCUUAGUAGCGAGCCAGCAUUCCGUUUGAUGUGUGCUGCACUUCUUAACUGGGUCUCCAACUUGUUCACCGCCGGCAACAGCAUGUCGAUCGCCACCUACGAGGAAGUCCUGGACCUGCCGAACCACCCGGAAAAGCUGCUGAUUGACGUCCGUGGCGUGGACGAGGUCGCCUCAACGGGGGCCAUCCCGACUGCCGUCAACAUUCCACUGGACCAAGUGGAGAAGGCCUUUGCGCCGGAGACCACUUCGGAGGAGUUUUUGAAACUGUACGGAGUUGCGAAGCCGGACAAGGAUCGCUACAUCAUAAUGUCCUGUCGAACGGGACGUCGUAGCCAGAUGGCGCUGGACACGAUCAGUGCGCUGGGGUAUUCCAAGUAAGGGAAUUUGGUUUCCUACAAGUUUGUUACGAAAGGUUGUGCGUGGAUCAUCAUCGUAACCUUCCAUCAACCUCUAUCAUAUCGUUUUGCUCUCUAACAUUGUCUGCUUUUUGUUCAAUUUGGUUUUUUCUGUGUUGUCGAAAAUGAGCGAUUCUCUACGAAAUGUAUUAAUUCUCAAAUUUACCGAAAAUGUGUACAAAGUUCUGAAGUCCGGCAUCAAAUAAAUAAAAUUCAUAAAUUUUUAUACACGAUUUCAUGAAUGAAUAAAUGAAAUCAAGAAAAGUAUCACGAAAUCAUUAAUAAAUUGUUCACGAAUUCAUAAAUCGAAAUUCAUGAUUUCUCCCAAACAUUUUUUUCCGUGUAUGGUGGAUAAAAUUUGACUUUUCGCCUUACCUGGCAGGCUUCAUUGUAUGGCCAAAUAUAAGCUUGAUUGUGCAAAAGAUUGAUUAUGGGGAAAUUUAUUUUUGUAGUUUAGCCUUUUUUGCGAUUUGAAUUCGAUACAUUUUUUUACUGCUCUGUUUGUUAAUCUUUGGCUACAAUUUAAAUAAAAUCAAUAUUUUCUAAAAUUCAAGACAGUGUUAGUUAAGCUUGAAAACUGAUCAAAAUUUAUGUUUAUGGGGCAUUUUUAAAAAGCAUUUCUAUUAUUAGAACGUGUACACCAAAAGUUCGAUUUUUUUGCUGCAAAAUUUUCUUCAACCCAAAUUCGUAGAGAGUUUCUCAAAUAUUUGUCUUCUUU
Culex quinquefasciatus (southern house mosquito) is the source of this 1223-nucleotide messenger RNA. Its product is annotated as rhodanese domain-containing protein CG4456. The transcript has 3 exons. Gene Ontology annotation, molecular function: thiosulfate-cyanide sulfurtransferase activity. Gene Ontology annotation, cellular component: mitochondrion. Lineage: Eukaryota; Metazoa; Arthropoda; Insecta; Diptera; Culicidae. The coding region runs from base 138 to 488 and encodes 116 amino acids. The record is from RefSeq and is a predicted model, not a curated record.